Pseudovirgaria hyperparasitica is the source of this 1898-nucleotide messenger RNA. Its product is annotated as kinase-like protein. Gene Ontology annotation, biological process: protein phosphorylation; mitotic G2 DNA damage checkpoint signaling. The record is from RefSeq and is a predicted model, not a curated record. Lineage: Eukaryota; Fungi; Ascomycota; Dothideomycetes; Acrospermales; Acrospermaceae. Gene Ontology annotation, cellular component: nucleus; site of double-strand break; cytoplasm. Gene Ontology annotation, molecular function: ATP binding; protein kinase activity. The transcript is spliced from 3 exons. The coding region runs from base 196 to 1815 and encodes 539 amino acids.
GCCCCUCUGCUCCCCAGGGGCUAUUAGUACUGCUAUUUAACAGUGGAUGAUGGAUGGGCGAAAGGCGCGUCGCCCUUAUCUUGCCCACGCGACUUUCUUAUCGAUAAGGUUGGCACCCUUCGCGAACCAAAACAACCUCAUGUUCAUGCCAACAGCAUUCAGUAACUCUUACAUGUCAAGCCCUUCUUUGAGAAUAUGGGUGCCCCACCGACAGAUUCUCAAGUCACACCGCUGCCUACCAAUCUUCCCUUCCGCUUCGUCUCGAAGACAAUCGGCCAGGGCGCAUACGCAUCGAUACGAAAAGCCUGCCCGCUCGACAAGCCUGCUCCAAUCAUAGCAAUAAAACUCAUUAAUAAACGCCAUGCCCACACCCAAGGCAAGCUAUCCCCGAAGCAAUUGAAGACUGAAAUCACACUGCACGAAUAUCUCGGGAAACACCACAAUAUAAUACAAUGCUUUGGCUCUGGUGAAGAUGCCUGCUGGACAUGGAUAGCCAUGGAAUUGGCUGACGGGGGCGACCUGUUCGACAAGAUUGAGGCAGACGAAGGUGUGGGAGAGAACAUUGCACAUUUUUACUUCACACAACUAUUAAGUGCAGUUGGAUAUAUGCACAGCAUGGGUGUGGCACAUCGAGAUCUCAAGCCUGAAAAUGUGCUACUGAGCGCAGAUGGAGAUUUGAAACUGGCAGAUUUCGGACUCGCGGCGCUGUUUGAGAAGUCAGGAAAGACAAGAUUAUGCACCACAGUUUGCGGAAGUCCACCAUACAUUGCACCGGAGAUAGUUUCUGGAAAGAAAUUGAGAAACAGUGGCAAUUCAGAUGUGGGAUACGCAGCUAAUAUCGCCGAUAUAUGGUCCGUUGGUGUUGUGCUUUUUGUCUUACUUGUUGGGAACACACCUUGGGAUGAACCUACGGCACGAAGCUAUGAGUUCCAAGAAUACGUAACGACUAAAGGCCAUACCACCGACGAGCUAUGGCAGAAGCUUCCACAAGAUAUCCUAUCACUCUUGCGUGGCAUGCUGAGAGUUGAUCCUCACAAACGCUUCACCCUCGAUGAAAUUCGCACACACCCCUGGUACACCCGCCAAAACCGAUUCCUCUCAGCUUCAGGUAAAGCCGCAGAUCCCAUCAAUAUGGCGACACAAAUGAUGGAAUCGCUUCACGUCGACGUCAAUGCGCCCAUAUCUACAUCACAGCAACGAGGCAACUCGCAGCAUGACUCAAUGGAAAUAGAUACGCCUGUUGCAGAACACAUAUCACGGCUUGCGGCCACUCAGCCAGAAACGCCUACUUCAGACACGCCUUUUGACUGGGAGAGGCCUGUACCGGUUGCAAGUCAGCCUGUGACGAACGGCUCAACAUACAUCAUACCGGAUGUGAGCCUCAUGACUCGCUUCAAUGAAGACCUCUCACUCAGCCAAUUCUCGCAAAAUCCAUCCGUCCCUCUAUCUCUCACACAGGCGGCGCGCAAGUUCGGUGAUAUCGUGCCGUCGCAUUCGCUCACGCGCUUUGUGUCAGCCCUGAAACACUCUUUACUUUUGCCACUUCUGUCAGAAGCGUUGCACCGCCUUGGUGUACCAAUCCCAGCAUUUGGUGACAGGGAAUUAACGGGGCAGGAAACCAUGGUUUGGAUUAGAGUCAAAACGGUUGAUGGGCGGAGCCAAGGUCUGAACGGUCAGAUCGUUGUCGAGAGGCUGGGGACAGAAUUCUUGCAGGUUAGCUUCGAGCGUAAGAAAGGCGAUCCGUUGGAAUGGAGGAGGUUUUUCAAGAACGUAGUAGUGCUGUGUAGGGAUGCUGUGCUGAGGCCAGCAGAGUAGAAUUGCUAGUGGCGAUACCAUCAUAUCCGACCGAACUAUUGUGUGGUACUGACGGGCUUAUCUUGGGUAGAAUGACUUGUAUU